AAGACAAACAUAGCACAUUAUUUAAGCAAGUACAGGUAAAGUGUUUUAGUGUUAUGGAUAUUUGCUCUAGUUCAGAAAGAAUACCCUGACAAACCACCAAGAAGCAUUCCUUAUGAAAGUUACCACGGUUUUAUCAUUGUGUAGUAAGUAACCAUGUUUAUAUUGAUUGAUUAUCAUCAUUACUACCAUAAUUUUACUAUAAAUAUCAUAUGGUAAAACUAUUAAUACUAUAAUGAAUUAAUAGUUCAUUUUUGGUUGCUACGUCAUGGUUAAAGAAUGGUCAAUUUUCGUAAGGGAUACCAGGCUAAUGUCUCUCUUUGCAAAAAAAAGAAACUAACUUACCACGUUCAAUCCUGUGGUUUGGGUUUGAUGCCAUUUACCAACAUAUAACAGGCAUUAACACUUGAGGGAUCAGUGUGAGAUGUCAAGAGCCUGACCAGCCGGUCAACUAUCAUGCGGACGUUACGAUCACCUUACCGUUCAGAGAAGCCGGACGAGCAGACUUCUUCAACACGUCUCCAGCGUUUACUGCUGCGGGGAGUAAAGCUUUCAUCGGAGCCUGCAGAUAAUGGGAAAGCAGGUGAGGAAGAGUGGAACCCAUGGGAGGAAGACGAGCGUGCGCACUCCAUCGUAGUUCAGAAAAGCCGAGAUGCUUUCAGAUCAUACCAAGAUCGCAUUGCCAAGAACAGGCCAAAAAGAUAUAAAGUUCAGAUCUGGGGAAAAGCUGCCAUAGGUCUUUAUCUGUGGGAACAUAUUUUGGAGGGGCCUCUUAACCCACCUGACAGAUCUAGUCAAUGGAGAGAGGGAGAGAUUCAGUCGGGGAAGAUCAAUUUUAGUUUCUACACAGGGCCGGCAGUGGUCCAAGGACACGUAUCUCUUGACGCAGACAGUGGGGUGUUGGUGUUGAAUGGCCGUGUUCAGCAAAAAAUUUCCUACUCCAUCCAGUGGCUUCAGUAUGUCCAGGGACUGGUUCAGGCUCACUCUAUGUCCCGGGUAGCUGUGGUCCUUUUGGGCAAUGAGCAGUGCAAUAAUGACUGGAUCAGUCCUUACCUGAAGAGGAAUGGAGGUUUUGUGGACCUGCUCUUUCUUGUGUAUGACAGUCCUUGGGUCAACGAUAAAGACAUCUUUCAGUGGCCUCUUGGUGUUGCCACAUACAGGAAUUUUCCUGUCGUCACACUUAGCAGUCAGAUGGUGAACUCUGCCAGGCCAUACCUCUGCAACUUCCUCGGGACUGUCUAUAAAAAUUCCUCUAGGGAAACUCUGAUGAGCAUCCUUAAGCAGAAGGGAAUGGAGAAAGAGUGUUUAAUGCUUGCUAGAGAGAAGUGGCUUCCACAGGAAACGACAGACACUUCCAGAAAGUACCAGAUGGCACUAGCGCAAAGUGACCUCACUCUUUGUCCAGUUGGAAUAAACACAGAGUGCUAUCGCAUCUAUGAAGCCUGCGCCUAUGGCUCUGUGCCUGUGGUGGAGGACGUCCUGACUCCAGGUGCCUGUUCAGCCAGCACCCGGUCCCCACUCCGACUACUUAAGGAUGCAGGAGCACCCUUCAUCUUUCUCAAGGACUGGAGGGAGCUGUCUGCUAUCCUGGAGAAAGAGAGAGGCAUGAGCCAAAAAGAGAAAGUAGAGAGGAGGAUGAGACUGUUAGAGUGGUACAAUGGCUUCCGUCAGCAGAUGAAGGACAAAUUCACAGAGGUCCUGGAAGAUGCCUUUUUCAAAGUCAGUUAGGAUGAACUUGGGGAAAGUCAAUCAGAAUUAAGAAAGUGAAAUGUGAUUUAUAGAGAUGCUAUGCAUUGAUAUCACCUUUUUUUAGAGACGUGUUUAGUUUGCAUUCAGUGAUGUUUUACUUGUGAUUGUGCUCAUUUGUAAUUUAACAUUUUAAUUGGAUAGUUCGCUCCAAAAUGUAUUCUUUCAUCAUUUACUCACCUUCAUGUCAUUCCAAAUCUGGACUUUUUUCUUCUCAACACAUAACAAGACUUUUUGAAGAAUGUUGCAAACAACAUCGGCCGCCUUUUGACUGUCAUUGUAUGGACACAAAACCACUUGAGACAUUUAUCAAAAUAUCGCCUUUUGAAUUCCACAGAAGAAUGAGUCAUAUACAAGUCUCGAAUAGCAUGAGGGUCAAUAAAUUAUGACAAUUUUCUUUUUUUUGGGUGAACUAUCCCUUUAAAUAGGUGUUAAUGCUGUGGAUUAAUGCUCUCCAUGUUUACUAAGUAUUAAGUUAUUAUAAAUUAUGACAUGUAAUGAAGAAACUACAAAAUACCUUCAUGUGGUAAAGUGUAUGUUGUUAUCUAAGCUGGGCUUUCUUUAGUUACUUGGACAGUAACCACAUUUCAUUUCAUGAAUUUACAAUACUAAAUUUAGUAAAUUUACAUUACUUUAUUUAAUGCUAAACUUACAUCACAUGACAGCAGUUUGAAGAUAUAGCUGCACUGUUACAUUAUGCCAUUACUAUUUUCCCUGCUUAUAACAUUCCUCUGUUGUCUAAUAUCGGUCAAAAAAUUAGACCUAAACUGUUUCAACAACUUAGAUUUCCUAAAUCACAACUAAUAAGCUCAACAUACUUUUCAUAAACAUUUACUCAGUAACUUCUAAUCAAAGUCACUGAGUGCAGCUGUGACACGUCAGAGGGGACCUAGCCCUCCUGACUGAGACUGGUUUCUCCCGAGUUUUUUUCCCCUCCUUUUAUUUAUCAUUGGAGAUUGGGUUCCUCGCCAAAGGGCCUUGUAGGCUUGCUCACCGGGUGACUGCUUUUAUUAGAUAUUAUUUAUUAGAGUGGUCUUGCUUGUUCUAUGAACACCAUGCGCUGUGUUGAUACCUUUUCUGUUUUUCUUAUUUUCUCCUGUAAAGCUGCUUUGGAACAAUGCACACUGUGAAAAGCGCAAUCUAAAUCGAAUUGAAUUGAAUCACACAUGUAAAGUUGUUUUCCGUUUAGUGCCAUGUAAUAAUAAAACCAUGGCUUUAC
Molecule: messenger RNA, 2962 nt
Organism: Triplophysa rosa
Lineage: Eukaryota; Metazoa; Chordata; Actinopteri; Cypriniformes; Nemacheilidae
Gene: rxylt1
Product: ribitol xylosyltransferase 1
Exons: 6
Coding region: 454-1725 (423 amino acids)
Biological process (GO): protein O-linked glycosylation via mannose
Cellular component (GO): Golgi apparatus
Molecular function (GO): ribitol beta-1,4-xylosyltransferase activity
Source: RefSeq, a predicted model, not a curated record